GGGACUCUCCGAGGAGGAAGAGGAGGAGGAGGAGGAGGAGGAACGGGUGAAAGUGGAGCGGAGGGAAAGAGAGGAAACCUUCCCCUCUCUGUCAGAAGUAUGCGGGGCUCGUCCUUUCAGACCUUACGUCAGCCGGCACUCUUUAACAGGCUGUCAGCCGCCGGACACGGACAGAGGUGGUGGGAGAUGAAAAUGACAGACACGGCACGAGGAGGAUGUAGCACACCUGCGGAGGGCUGCGUGACGAGCGUUUAACGCGGGACUCAUUCCGGAUUCAAUGCAUUUGCACUUUAACACCAGUGAUGAGUUGGCUCCUGUUGUGGAUUCUAACUGCAGCCGGGAUUCAACAGGUGGGAUGGAGGACUGGUUGACUUGUAGUGUGCAUGCUUUGUCAAAGAAAGUGAAUGAUGUGGUGAAAAACAGACAUUUGUGAUGUCUUUGAACGUUGACUGCCACUUUUGCACAAGGAGAAGCUGUUUUUAACAUCAAAUGGGUCAUUUACAGAACUUUUUUUGUCCGUUUUUAACACCCAAACACCAAUUAAAGUAUUUAAAUCCAUUUUUUUUAAAACCACAGUUAAUAUGUAGGAGCUUUCCUUUUUUCUUUUUUAAGAUAUGCGUGCUUGAUAUUUCUGUGAUUUCAUCCUUCCACGUCUCACCGCCUCCCAACUGUUUCCUAUAAUGUCAUCUUAACCCUAAAAACAUCACAAUACUGACUAACUGUGGAAAAUUCUCUUAACCUGGGACUCAGAGUGACUUAUUGAAUUAUAAAUACACUGUUUCCUCUUGUAGUGGACCUGGAGUAUCUUUGUCAUUAAUCAUCCUUUAAUCUGAGAUGGUUUUAGCUGCUUCUCUUCAGCUCAGCUUUAAAACGUUUGUUGCGUUUUGGUGACACCAAGUGGUUGUUUCUGAAACUGCGUUUUAUUAGCAUGAUUAGUCUUUUCCAACAGUGCAUAAUCUAUUUUCCACUUACCUCAGUUAUAUAAAAACAGCCAUGAAGAGAAGUUUUGGAAAUUUGAUGCUGAUGUCAAAAAAGUGGGCCCCAGUUUGUGAAUGAAUCUCAUAUUUUGCCAGACUGUAAACUCUUUAGCAACCUUAAACAAUCAUGUGAAAUAUAUAGAGAUAUAUAUUAAGAUGAUUGCUGCAGUUUUUGUUCUUUUUGCUGCUUUUAGGUGAUAUCACUCUGUAAAGGAACACCAUGGGAGUUCCUUUAAACUAGAACAAGCUGUAAAAAGGAUCAGCUUGUCUGUCCUUGCCCUCAGAUCAGAGGUCAUCUGAUCUGAGCUGAUGUAAACAUAAUGGGAAACCAGUCAAACCAGCAGCUCUUAUUGUUAACCCAUAAUAGAGAACACAAGUUUAAUUGUCUGACCUCUAUCAAAACAUGUAAGCUGACAGUGAAGGGUAUUGAAAGGGCAGUAAUAUUAACCUAAUCUUAUGUAAGAUUUUGAGCUCUCCUGGGUAGUUGAUGGUUUUACACCUGCUCAGGAUUCUUCAAAUAUCUGUUUUUCUAAUUCAUUUAGUUUUCUGCCAUUCCUGCACCACAAUGAAAUCCUUUCAAAAUGAAAUCACGCUGAAUUGGACCGCUAUAAUCUCCUUCUCUGCAAAUUAGCCGGAUAGCUGCGGGCUAAAUUAACUCCUCUGAAGAAUGGCUCAGUGGCGCGGUCGUGAUUAAAACUCAUUCAUCUACAUUAGCUUUCAACACUGUGUGCAGCAGCUAUUAAUACAGCCUUAAUGCUAUUGAAGUGCAGGGAAGGGAUCAGGGAUGGGGCAUAUAGGGUGCAUAAGGUUGCAUAAGAAGAUUAAGAAGGUUUCCUCUCAAUUAAAUGCAGAUUAAGUGAGCAUGCAUGUACAUGUACAUGUAUGCGUAUGUGAGGGUUCAUCGAUCAGUGUGUGCAGCCCCCUGCUGUGCCAAACUCACUGUUAUGAUUUGACUCCAGCCUCAGUGUAGCAGUGACAUGAUGUCUCACUGCGUCUUAACUCUACAGGUCUCUCAUGUUUUGAUUGUUAUUUAUUGAAGCUGAACAUCAUCUACAUUUUUCAGCUUUGUCUGAGAGGAUUUGUGGCAGAUACACAAACUUGAUUUCAUUUUGUCCCACACUAAACAAUCAUCUGGCAUUGUCACAAGCACACCCUGUUCUCAAAACAACCACAAUUUAAUUUCCACCCUGAACAAGAGGUAUUUGUUGUCCGAAAAAAAAAAAGAGUCUCCAGUGAGACUUGUUCAUCCUCUGUCCAAAACUAGCCUCCGAGCGCCAGGCCGUUAAUGUGGCCCAUGUGGCCCGUUUCAUGGAGAACAUCUGCUUUUAAGAGUUGCAGAGCUCUUUACUGCCCGAUCUGUCUCUUUACACCGAGAGUCCAACACACCGAGGAAGGGAGGGAGGCGAUGAUUAACUUUCAUUGGCAGGAUUUUGUAACAGUUCAGCACAGUCAGUUGCAGAUUAUAAACACGAUGAUGGAAAGCUUCCAGAGUGUUAAACACAUACAAGACUUGACAUUAUUGAUUUAAUGAGAUUAACUCCCUGGGUGUUUCAUUCAUUUUUACAACCUUAUUUAAUUUCCUGCACCGCAUGACUUGAUGUUUGCAGGCUGCCGUGUAUUUUACCCAUGCAGGCAUAUAAAGAGUGGUAGUGGUAAUAGUGGUAAAAAAAGAGGACUGGAUCUGAAAGAAUUAAGAGAAUUGUACUUUUGAACAAACAACAGAAUUUUUUGAUUAUGAUGUUAUAUUUUCAGUACAUUAAAAGUUUAAAAUCACUUUUUAGUAAAAAUGUCAAAUUAAACUGCUUGUAUUUGUCCUCAAGCCUUAAUUUGCCCACUUUCCUCCCCCAGGCCUACUCCCAGAAUUCCACUGCCAUGCCGCCUGCCACAGCCUUCACCACCCCAGCUGCAGAAUCCUACAACAGGACGCAGUACUGCAAGUGGCCUUGCGAGUGUCCUAAGGUCAUCCCCGUCUGUCCUCCAGGCGUGAGCCUCCUCAUGGACGGCUGCGACUGCUGCAAGACCUGCGCCCGGCAGGUGGGCGAGGUGUGCAACGAGGCAGACACCUGCGACUACCACAAAGGACUGUACUGUGACUACAGCUCGGACAAGCCUAGGUACGAAAAAGGAGUGUGUGCAUGUAAGUGUCACUCUACUGCAAUCAACUACAGUUUUCAUUCAGCAGGGACAGAUUCUGAUGUUUGAUUUUCACGUGGUGUUCAAGUUCAGUGUCCGUUAGAAGGAUGUGUUACCCUGAAAAAUACAAAACAAUGAUGCUUUUUAAUACACUCAAGUCUAUCUUUGCACUUUAUCUGAUUUUUGAUUGCUGUUUCGGUUGUUCAGUUUCUGUGGUUCAAUCACAAAAAAGGACAAUAAUGUGCCAACAAGAUGUUAAAUAGAUCUACUCUUUUACUCUUGUUAGGCAGAGAGUCUAGACUGAUUAUUUGUUGUCCUCAAACUUGUUUAUAUAAACGGAAAUAGUCUCUACAUUUCAUGUGUGAGUGGUAGUUUUUAGCUGUUCAAGAUAAGAUACAACCAAUUUCCUUCCAGGUUAACCACUUCCUCUGUUAUGCAUGCUAUUUUGGCAGCUCAUUUCUGUGUAUUCAGCUCUUAAAAUUUUUAGUAGUGUGUGUGUUCUGGGUUCACUUAAGUUGAUAUUUAGAAAAUGUGGUGAUAACUGCCUAUCCUCUGCAGUUUUCUCUCUGCGGCUCCCUAACUAAUGUGCGCCUGCUUGUCAUCCCUCUCUGGCAGAUAUGGUGGGAACAGGUUGCGAACAUGAUGGAGUGAUCUACCGUAACGGGCAGAGCUUCAGUCCCAGCUGUAAAUACCAGUGUGUGUGUGUGAAUGGCGCCAUUGGUUGCGUGUCACUAUGCACGGAGCACCAGCCUCCGCGGGUGUGGUGCCCAACCCCUCGCAGGGUCAAAGUCCGGGGACAGUGCUGUGAGCAGUGGAUCUGUGAUGAACCCAAAAGAGGGCGCAAGACAGCGCCGCGGCACGCAGUAGAGGGUAGGCUGGUUGAUUUAAUUUGGUGAAUUCUCCUUUUAUUUUUUUUAUUUCCUCAAAGCACUGACAAAUCCCCUCAUUUCCUCUCAGCUCUCUGAUAUGCAGCAAGGUUCACAGUUGAGUCUGAAGACAGCAUGCGAGCAAAAUCAGAGAGAAUGCAUGACAGAGAAGAGAAAACACUGAAGUCACUGCCUUUGGUUUAAGGUUCAGGGUGUCUUUUGUGAGAUAUAGUUAGUGGUGGAGGAGUAAGUUCAGGUCUAUCCGCCAUGUGAGUGUAAUUGGUCAAUUACACAGGCCACCUAAGCAACAGGCAGCAAACUUGAAAUGUAUUGAAGACGGAGGCGCCAUUCUGCUUUUACAUGACUUUUUAAAACAUAGCAAAGGUACAGGAUCAAGUUUCUUCACAAAAGUUGACACAAGUUGUGAAACUUGUGUUGGUGAAACUAAAUGAAAGUUUGGGACAAAAUAAUAAUCACUACAACAUUACUAUUGCAAGUGUGAGGCCUAUACUGCCUGAUUGUAUCCACGUGUAGAUGCAGCCCUCUCUGAACUGUCCUUAUUGGAACUGUUGAAUGUCCUGUGCAUCUGAAUAAAGGCUUUACAAGCUCAUGUUUUUAGCGGUAUUUCAAUAGAUGCAGUUGAAGUUCUUGUGAUAAAUCUAUGUGUGCAUUUCAAAAAGAUUGACUAGCAUCAAGAAGUUUUUUUUUGUAUUGAUGCAGAAUUAGUAAAGUAACCCAGGCAUGUGUUUGAGCAUAAGUAUUUGUUUUUUUUGCAUUUGUUUUGGAGCCCAAAUGAACAAGAUUACAAAAGACAAAUGCUUGAAAGGUUUUGAUUUGUUAGAACUUGUCUUUCUGGAAAAACUUGAUAAAAAGUGCUUCACUUUUUUUUGGAAAGUCUUACUUGUUUAAUGCAAAAACCAGGUCUCAUUUGUUAUUUUUGAAUUUUCAAUAGCUAAGGUUGGAUUGAAUGGAUAGAUGACAGCUGUGUCUGCUGUGUACCACUAUAGUUAUGAAAGAACAGUUUGUUAUCUUUGAGGAUCAUGAGGCUUGGGUGUGUGCAGGAGUGUGUGCUGCGAUAAACCAAUCCUUUCCUGUGGGAGACCUCUCACUGUUUUCUGGGUCUCUUCCGGUUCCCAGUCAUUCAGCCCAGCAGUGCAGUGGAGGGAAUAAUGGUAAAGAAGAUCUUUGUCUUGUGUCAGAAUGAAGAUCAGGCUUAGAUUAGUUGUUCCAAAUAUUAGAUACGAUAACAUAGAUUAUGUUCAGUGAAAGGAAAAUAUUUACUUUCUUACCCAGAAUCCCAGACAUUUCAAAAAUAUGCAUUUUCACGCCGUGAUGAUAUGAAACAGUGAUGCUUAGGGUUUUCCUACUGUCAGAGUCUCUUACAAUUAUAUGAGCUGUCACAAGCUGGUCCUCAGUUAAGUGUAGAGGAAGGGACAAAGAAAGUCCACUUUGAUCCUAUUACCAGCGAUUGGAUUACAAACUCUUUCCUAUUAGGUGAUGUUCAAAACUAUUUUGCUUUAGGGGGACAAUUACUUUUCUUGUGUAAGCAAGAUAAUUAAAGCGCUUUAAAGACAUGAUCUGUUUACCUCUCUCCUCUAUGUUGCUCCAGCUCCACCAGCCGAGACCAGGAGCUGGCACAAGAACUGCAUUACCCAGACUACCUCAUGGAGCCCCUGCUCAAAGACAUGCGGCCGCGGUCUGUCCAUGAGGAUCUCUAACGCUAACAACCAGUGCGAGCUGAUCAAAGAGUCUCGCCUCUGCAACCUUCGGCCCUGUGAGGUUGACAUCACCAAACACAUCAAGGUAGUCAUGUAGUCUGAUAGUCAAACAACCUGAAAACUGAAGUGGAAAAAGUUCCCUGACUUUGCUCUUUCUUUAUCAGCCGGGGAAGAAAUGUCUGAACAUCUACAGGGAGGAUCAGCCCACCAACCUCACCAUCUCUGGCUGCACCAGCAAGAAGCAGUACCGGCCCAAAUACUGCGGCGUCUGCACUGACGAGCGCUGCUGCAUCCCCUACAAGUCCAAAACCAUCGACGUAGACUUUGAGUGUCCUAACGGGUCCGGGUUCACCUGGAAGAUGAUGUGGGUCCAGGCGUGCUUUUGCAACCUCAGCUGCAAAAACCCCAAUGACAUCUUUGCCGAGCUGGAGAGUUACUAUGGUUACUCAGAAGUCAUGAACUAACAGAAGGCAAUCAUGCUCUGUGCCUGCAGAGCCACCCAGACUUCCUCAUACCUAUUCUUCCUCUGCAGUGUUUGUUGGUUGUGUUUUGUGUGUCUGAGCAUAAGGGAAUUUCUUAUCAUCUUUUUUCCUAUUGGAAAAAUCUGUAAAUACAAAAUGUAAAUGUCUCCCAAGAAUGGAUUCAUCAAGCAAACUGUGCUUUUGUAUUUACAAGUAUUUGAAGAACUGAGUGUGAAAUAUCAAAGGCAUAAUUUAUUUAUGGAGCUUUUUUUAUAUAUAUAAUAACACAGCAGCCAAAAAAUGUCUGGCUUAAAAGCUCCUGUGAGGAAUUUUUGGUUUGUUACGACUUUGGCGCCCCCUAUGGACAGAGCAGUCUUUGCAUGUCUUGUCUGCUAUAUACUCAUGUUGUCAUGUGAUUAAAAAAAAUUCUCAUCCUCUCCUUUUGACAUAUUAAUGUGAAUAUUCAAAGUGGAAAACAAACUGGGUCUUUCUUAAGCUACUCGGCUACCCGCUUACAGGCAUCACUCGUCUUAUUGCUGAUGCUCUCAUUUGCCUUCUUAUGUCAUAAAAAGGCAUCAAGGGGAGUUUCAUUUGCAUCCAAAAUUUCCUCACAGGAGCUUCAGACUCACAAGUAGCUCAUGCUUUUUGUAUAUUUCCUUCAUGUCAUAAAAUGUGUUGUGUAAUUGCUGUUCAAAAGGCAAGAAAGGACUUAAGAGCCAAAGACCAAUCCUUAUUCUGGGACCACAUUUCUGUAUGCAAUAAAAACAUAACAAUGGAUUAUCAGUUACGAGUUUUUUUUAUUGUCAUUUUUUUAAUAAAUACAAACUGUUAUGUCACUUUAAUGCUUCUCUACAGCAUUAGACAGUUGUGAAUCGCAUCUUUACAAAGCCGUAUAGGUCUUCUACAAAGCAGACUGUUGCUGUAGUGCAAGUAAGAUACAGGAGCAGAAGGUAUCAGGUCAGCUACUACAGCUAGCCUCAUGUUAACAUGUGGAGCUAUCACAUCGCCCACUGAUAAUCCCACAAACUGCAUGGGAGCAUUGCACCUACAGAGUGAACAUUUCCAUGGCACGUCUUUGUUCCUUUGUUCUUGAUUGCAUAGAAAUCAUGGUUAUAAAAAACAGUUUUUUUGUCUGAAGCCGUGAUCUUCAAAUAAAGCACAGGAUGUUAAAGAGUUUGAAUUUGUGUUUCAGGAUGGUUUCUGAUUUGCACACAGUCUCAUUGGAAUGAAGUGAAAAAAUUAUCAUUUGAUUCUUGAAAAGUUUAACGAAGAGUGACUUGAAAUUUUUGAGGUUGUUUUGGAUGACAUUGGCAGAAUUUAGCACUGUUAUUUUCUGUAUAUACACGAUAUAUCCGAAGUCUGUCCCUUAAUUUUUAAAGUUUCAUGGCCAACCGCCACUUCUGCCUUUUCAAGUGCCUCUCCAUCCUCUCUCAGCGUCUACAAAUCUGCUCCUACGUACAAAGGACAAAACUUCAAACAUUGAAAAUAAAGAGUAAAUGAUCAAAAAAAUUACAGAGACAACAUGGAACAGUCAUUUACAGUCAGGUACAUUUCGAGAAAGCUGUGUCAAUGUGGUCAAAAUGGAUACAAACAGGGUGAGGGAGCACAGAAAUGGAAAUUAAAACAGAUUUUUAUACGUAUGAGAGAUUAUGAGAGAUAUAAUGUACAAGCUGGUGUACUCGUAGCCACAGCUGUCUUUGACAUUCUCUGCUUCGGUGUUUCCAGGUGCUGCGCUGCCUCUAACAACACACUCAUGUGAAAGGGAGAAGCAAUUUCCUGUUCAGGGAUAUGUUUGAUUCUUAAAAUGACAAAAGGAGCAUCUCAGCUGCAAUGAAAAGUCUGCAGGUGAGAGUCCACCUGCAUUUCUUCCAUCCCAGGUUUCCUUCGCCAACUUUUUGUGUGUGUGAGUGUGAGUUAGAGGCAGCGCAGCACGAACCGAAGGAACCUGCACAGGUUUUUUUCUGGGGGGGUCGGGGGCGUCUGGAGAGUUGAGGUUUCACUUAGCAGGACACUUCAGUGGACUUGGGAACGGCUUGGUCCACGUUGCUGUUGGCCGCGCCGUCCAUGGAGCCCUCCGUGUGGGAGCGAGUGCGCUGGUUGUCGGCCGUGUGGGUGCGGCUGCGGCCCUCGUUGGUGUGUGAGCGGGAGCGGUUGCCCUCAUGAGUGUGGGAGCGUGAGCGGUUGCCGUCAAAGGAGGUGACGCUGGAGCCGGAGGCAGUGCGGGAGCGGACCAGGCGGGUCAUGCUGGCAGAGGGCACUGAGGAAAGAAGAAGAUUGAUCUUAUUAUUGAUUUUCAUCAUUGAUCGUCAAAUAGUUACACAGUUAUGCUUGGAGCUGAGGGAUCUGCUUUGAAAGUGCGCCACAGUGACACAGAAACAACUGCUUUUAUCUUUCGUAAAGUUUUGAACGUAUUUUUAUUUCUAGAAAAUGAGUAAAAUCAUCGUUCCCACAGCUGUAAUCGCACACUCUGUUCCUCUGCGGAACAAAAACAUCAGGAUUUGACGUUGAACUGAGUGCAAGCUAUACCCCAGUGAGCGCAGGAGUCAUUUAUUACCCAACACUAGAGGGGGAAGAGGAGCACACCACCCCAAAGUUCUUUAUCUCACCACAAGAUGGCAGUAAACGCAUCUUUUAAAACCUGGAUGCCAUAUUUGCAGUCUUACUGAGAUAUUGCCUUUUUUUCUGGAUAUCCUGCAUGUUUGGAGUACUUACUGUAUCCCAUGCCCUGAAUGAAGUACUUGAAAGCUUCCGUCAGUUUUGCAGGCUGCAGAGUAGAAAGAAAAAAACAGAAAAAUUGUUGAUAAUUAGUCCUCCUGUCAUCAAUUAUCACACUUGUUUACAUAACACUGACAGACUCAAUUUGUCACCUGGCAGAUUACCACCCAGGCUCUGAGAUAUGACAGCUGCUGUGAGCAGGAUUACAACCUCACAACUGAGGUUCAUGUCUGCUACUUGCUAAUGCUCUUAAGUGCAACCUCCUUCAGCCAUCCAGCCUGAUAAUAAAACCCUGUCUGCUGAGCUCCAUGGCAUGACCUCUGUCAAGUUUCACACACUUAUACACACCUGGUCAACCUGGGGCAUGCCUCCACAGUCAGCCAUCUGGAGAGAGGAGGGGGAAAAGCACUAUUAGCAUUUAGCGUGUUUGCACUUUUACAUUCACACAAUAGUAGACACACGCCAUUACACCCUCAAUUUACACUCGACGUGUCCCAUUUGAACACGUUGCCCCCGCUGACUCUGGUCCGUGUUCUGUCAGACCCUGAACAUUUGACCCCAAUAAAUGGCACCUAUUUUAGCUCUGACAGGACCUAUUUGUUUUCAGAUGUGGAUCAUAAAUUUGCAACAGGUACAAAAAAAAAGUGGGUCAGCUGCAGCAGACUGCAGAGGCCUCAUGCGAACGCACGGACGCGUCCAGCUUUCAGAACAACUGGUUAAUAAGUCACCAGGUAAUUGCUGAGUCACUGGAAUCUUAUCAGCUGAUGCGUUUCCGUGAAGGCUAUUAUAAUCUGAACAAGGAUGUGGGGCGGGAGGUGGAGGAGAAAAAAGGCCGUUUACCUUCAGCAGGGUUGUCUUUGUUGGGUCCAGCUUGGUGUUGCACUCAACCUGAGGGCAGAAAUGGCGACAUUGAGCAAAAUAUUGUGACACUCAAACUGAUAUCUGGACUUGAGUUGUUUUUUUGCUGCUUAGUCACGUAAACUUGAUGAAUCUAAGCUGCAAAUUUUAAAGAUUUUCUAGCCUGGAACUGAGCACGAAAAACAAUAGGUGGAUUGUUACAAGUGCUGUGUUUUCUAUCAGGUUUGUUGUAUUUAUUCUCUUUUUCUUAUCAAUAUUGAUGAAGAACAUGAGUUACAUUCUUAUAUUCACACCAAAAAAGACAUUAGUGGAAAAAAAUGGAGGCAAUACAACAAGUGAAGAUAUUUUGAAAGCUUAUUGAGAGCAUAACUUUGCAUUUACAAGUAUAUGUAAAAAGAAAAAGAGUCAAAAACAUUACUCAGUUUGGAUUUUCUGAGGGAUUUGUGGCGCCUCUCUGAUCUAAAAGAUCAAAACGUCUCUGCGUCACUUGAUUUCUGUUCCCAACUUUGUUCUCGCCUCAGGGUUUAAUCUUGCAUAUCUUUCGGGCUUAAAUGAUUGACUGACGUAAAUGGAAAACACAUUUCACCCAUGUUUAACCACGGUGGGGAGUCUAAUCGUUAGCAUCAAAGCCAGCUGAACUCACCACAGCAUCCACUGCAGGAGAGCUGUCGCCAACCACCAGCAGAGAUGGGCACCUGGAUUAGAGAAAUGUUGAGUUACAGAGUGGCCUGGGCUAAAUAUUCACUUGUAAAAUGUAAUAUUCAGCAUUUGGUGUUUGUUGCUCGCUGACAACUUACUUCAGGGUUCUGACGUUGCUUCCAGGGACCGGCCUCUCAACCUCCAGAUCCCUCCGGCUGAAGAAAGAGACAGAAAAGUUUAACAAUGUCCAGAUUUUUGUCGAUUAAAUAGUUUAGAUUUAACAGCCAGGUUACACUAUACUCAGUGAAUCUAAAUCCUAGAGAGCCUCGCUACAAAUCCCCCCUACUCUCUCUCUCUUACCUUUCAUAAGACUUAACAAAGAGGUGCAGGUUAAACUGGUUCAUGUCAUUGACGAUGUGGUGGCGGUAUGUUCCCACCAGGUCCUGGUUGUGGUGGAUUUCCUCCUGUAGGGACCAGAUGAAAAUCAGUACAACUCACCGAAGAAUAAAUUCCUCAUAUAGCUGCGGGGAAACAUUUCGAGUUCCAGUGUGAGGAGAAGAGAGAAUAAUCUGAGUAUGUACCUUUCCAAAAAGGUGGGAGAUGAUCACGUCAGGUUCAGCAUGGGUCCACCCGUGGAUCUAAAAUAAAAUACAAAAACUUAAUUUGCAUAUUUAUCCUUUGCUAGCUUCUAGAGAAGAAACAUUUAAAGGGAACUUCUGCAAAACUGUGCAGAUGUUUGACUUAUUAGCGUGCGUUACCUUGUGCGCAGCCCAGUCCAUCCAUCCCUCAGCACAUGGGUUGAUGUUGAUAAGCAACAGUCCCUCAACCAUGUUCGGGUAAUCCAGCUGAGACACACAAAAGAUGAAAUAUUUACACACAUCGCUUGCAAAUAAUUAAUAGAAGCAACUGUUUUAGUUUGUAUUCAUUCUUCUUUAAAAGCAUAUUCUGUAAUUUCCUGUUAUUUUUGCAAAUCUGGGCCAGGACAGGUUUUAAAUAUGACACAUUUCUUCUUCAUGAAGUGCAUUUAAAUUUGUUUUUGAGCUGCUGCAAAUAGUUAAAUGCUGCAUCUCUGUCAGCCUUGUGUCAACACAGUGAGACUGCCCGCUGAGCACAGUGUUAGUGUUGAACUGAUCUGGAACAUUCCUGAGACUUUUAUGGCUCAGCAGGCUCGAGCAAUAAGCUGCACUUUUUUGCCAAAAACAGCAAUAAGAAGAAACACUUCUGUUAAUCCUUAAAUGAUUAAAAGUUAUAAUUAUUAAGCCCGAGUGAGAGAGAGAGAGAGAGAGAGUGGGGCAGGAGGGAGACUUACAGCAAAUCUGGUCAGAAUGUAGGCCCCUGCUCCAAUGCCCAUGCCAAUAACACUCUUCAGCCUGUGGGCAGACAGACAUGGAAACUGUUAGAACAACAGGUUAGAAGAGAUCUUGAUUUAAAAAUGUUGAAAGUCAGUGUGAAACUGCAGCUCAGCUUACCCAAAGUGCUUCAACACAUGAGGGAGGGUCUCAGCGACCUGGUCCAUAGAUGGGUAUUCGUAUCUAGGAAACAAAACACACAUUGUUACGACUCAAUUUAACAACUACUGCCCUACUGCCCUAUCUAAUCAUCAUUUUUAUUACUCUAAUAUAUAUCUCUAUCUGCCUCCACAUCAUGUUCUGUUCAGGUAGCAUUAACAGGAGGCAAAGUUCAGCCAUCAAGUACACAGAUUAAGUCAAAGAAGAUAAAGACCUUUACCUGCAGUACACUCAACAAAUUAGGUCAACCUAAGAACAUCCGUGAUCUAUCUGCCCAGCCAAAGGUCACAGACGGCUUGACAUACAUCCAAGUGCCUCUAUAUGUGUUUGUGUUUGGCUCACCCAGUGGAAAAGGUGUUAGCUCCCUCAUGCUGCCCGGGGGCGUCGACGUGACACACGGCAAAGUGCUGCAUGAUCUCGGACAUGUCUUCAUGGCUGAAGAGCGUGUUCCAGCAGGUUUUGUCUGGAAAAAAAAGAAGGUGGAGGUGGAUGAGUGAUUCUUGGCAGAUACGCAAGAACGACCUAAAAUAACCCGAAUGUGAGCCAUGCCGAGUUUGUUUUUGUAGGUGCAGUGGGUCAUCCUCUCGGAAGAUUUAAUACCAUUAUUAAAAUGUGUCAGGAAGCUAAGAGGAGUUUAAAGACGGUACAGCAGGUCUAUUUAAAAACUCUGGCAUGCUAACGGGCCAGACAUUUACACUCAGACAUGUAAGAUCUGUGAAACGGAAGAUUCAAACGAGAUAUUAAUGCACUUUUUUUUCCUCCUAAUUAACCAUCCUAAAUCUUUUUCUCUGAGCAACAACAGAGGUAUAUUACAACUCGGCCAAGCAGUGUACAGACAAAAUAACAAAAUCAUUAAAUGGCCUUGUUCAGGUUACAUUCAAACUCACUGCCAACCGUUAUCAGGCCAAUUAUAUCGGUCAUCUGCUGCCCUCCAAUAGGCUUAGUUUGAGUUUAAACAACUUCUUGGGAAGCUAAUGUGUAGGGAUUAAAACACGUAGACCCUUGGCUAUAACAGCAGAUGUUUUUUAACCUGUGUUGACCUGAAUUAGGAGGGAAGCUUACGGUUCAGUCCAAUGUCAUGGUAGGUGAGGAUCACUGGUCUGUCACCCUUGGGAACCCCCUUCAUCGUACAACGAACCCUUCCAUAAGGAGUCUCCACAUCAUGCUCCUGUGGAGGCAAAGAGAGACCAAAUUUAACCCAAAAUGCCAGGAUAAUUUUUUUUUUACCAGAUUAAAAAUUAAAAAGAAGAGAAAAUGGUGCUCCCCUGCACAGUGGACUUAUUCCUCAGACCUGAAUACAGUUUCUACCAGCACAAUUGAAAUGCUUUGGCUUAAAAAAAAACAAAAGUUUUCCUGUUGCCAAAUCUAAUAACAGAAAUCCUCUUAACGCUGUAAGAAUUCAGAGUUUUUCUAUCUAAUUUUUCCAUUAAAAUUACGAAACAGCCUCAAGCACCUUCAGGCUUUUCCAGUGUCUGACAUCUGUAAACUUCCUUCCAUGAGCAACAAAACAGCGCAUCACAAAUAUAUAACAAUCUCACACCUGCACCAACAAACCUGCAGUAAAAUUCUCAUCACAAACACGUCAGUAAAGCCCUCAAGUGUACUCACGCUGACUUCAAUCUCAGCAACAAUCAUCUCCACAUCAGAAUCUUCCAGAACCAUGUUUGCAGGAGACGAGUCCAAUGCUGCUCGCUUCUGAACAAGUCUUUCUCCCUGAGCUAUAAAUCCAAAUGUUGGUAAGCCGCUGAAAUUGUUUAGCCUUGCGCUGAGAGCUCGGUUUUAUACCCCCCCACUGCUUACCAGCUGGCUUAAGCCUCUGGCCUCCCAUGGUGCCUUGCAGGCUGGUCAAAACAAGCUAACUCUGGCUGGAGAGAUCUCUAAAUUGGAUCAGCCAAAGU
Molecule: messenger RNA, 13773 nt
Organism: Xyrichtys novacula (pearly razorfish)
Lineage: Eukaryota; Metazoa; Chordata; Actinopteri; Labriformes; Labridae
Source: the annotation of a GenBank genome assembly